Messenger RNA from Fusarium venenatum, 1263 nucleotides. Its product is annotated as glycoside hydrolase superfamily. Gene Ontology annotation, molecular function: hydrolase activity, hydrolyzing O-glycosyl compounds. The record is from RefSeq and is a predicted model, not a curated record. NCBI's taxonomy places the organism in Eukaryota, Fungi, Ascomycota, Sordariomycetes, Hypocreales, Nectriaceae.
AUGAGACAAUUUGUGAGCCCUCUUCUUGCACUUGGCUGCCUCAUUGGCAAUGCCGCAGCAGCAUGGCCAAAUGGACCAUUCAGAACCUCUGGCCGAUGGAUCGUCAACGCCAAUGACGAGAAGGUCAGCCUUGCUGGUGCCAACUGGCCUGGUCACGGCGAAGUCAUGGUCCCUGAGGGUCUCCAGUACCAGUCCAUUCAGGAUGUCAUCUCGGAUAUCAAGGGCAUUGGAAUGAACGCCAUCCGACUCACCUUUGCCACCGAGAUGGUUGAUCAGAUCUACGCCAACGAUGGCAAAGACAUUGAUAUCAAGACUGCUUUUGAAGAGGGUCUUGGAAAGGAGAACGGAACUAUUGUUCUUGAGAAGGUGUUGAAGAACAACCCUUCAUUCACUCCCGAGACAAAACGCCUCGAGGUUUACGACGCUAUUGCUGCCGAGUGUCUCCGUCAAGAGAUUUAUAUCAACCUUGACAACCACAUUUCCGAAGGCAAGUGGUGCUGUGGCGGUGAAGAUGGUAACACCUGGUGGGGAGACACCCAGUUCGACGCAGAGAAGUGGGUUCGAGGCGGUGCUUACAUGGCUGCUCACGCCAAGAACUGGCCCGCGAAGGUCUCUCAGUCUCUUCGCAAUGAGCCUCGUGAGCCAACCAACAACAAGAAGCUCCGCGAUGAGUCAUACAACUGGAGUGACCUUUACAAGUACAUGCGCCAGGGCGCCGAUGCUGUCCACAAGGCUGACCCUGAAGCCGUCAUCGUCAUCUCUGGUAUGAACUACGACACCUACGUCACCCCUCUUUACAGUGGCGAGGAGCUUCAGCCCGGCGGUGAGGUCUUCAACCGCGAUGACUUCGUCGGUUACGGAAAGGACAAGCUUGUUCUUGAGAUCCACACAUACGAGAACAAGGGAACUAGCUGCCCUUCUCUUCGAUACAACCUCUACAACAAGGGCUUCCAAGCUAUGAAUGAGUCUGACCCCAACGUUGCUGAGGUCUUCCCCGUCAUGUUGACUGAGUUUGGUCAAGCCAUGAACGGAGCAGACUACGAGACUGCCAAGACUUAUAUCAGCUGCUUGUCUGAGUAUCUUCCUGAGAUGCAAGCGAGUUGGUUCAUCUGGGUUAUUGUUGGUCGGUACUACACCCGUCAGGGUAUCCAAGAGUUUGACGAUUCUUGGGGAAUGAAGAAGCCUGAUUGGUCUGGCUGGAGGAACGAUGAGUACAUCGAGACUUAUCUCAAGCCUCAAAUCGAGGGCACAUUGAGAAAGUAG